CCAUCUUUCUCUCCGGCAAAUUUGCGCGCUGUGAGUUCAGCUGUGCAGAUGCUUCUUACCUGAACUUUUCCGUAGAUACGGAUUUUGAAGAGAUACACAUAUACUGUACCUUUUCGUGAAAGGCAGUGGCUUUUAAUACCGACAAUGGGAGACGACGCAGACUCCCCUCCCGAGAGGGAAAUGAAGGAUUUUCAGUUUCGACAGAUGAAAAAAGUACGCGUUUUUGAGCCUGCUGAAGAUUUGCCUAAAGACAGGUCCAGUCUGCUCGCUGUCUCAAACAAAUAUGGUUUAACGUUUGUGGGCCAGGACCGAACCUUCAAGGUAUACUUAACCCAAAAUAUUCUUGCUGCUGAUAAAGCCGAUGGGAGCUCCUAUGAAGUAGUAAAAGGGAUACCGGCACUGGCGGAGGUGACUGGGGAGCUGUCUUUGCACCACUUGGCUCUGAGUUGUGAUGAACUCACGUUGUCAGUUUGUGGCACAUCUGGGGAGACCGGUUUGUGCAUCACGUUUUAUGACGUCCGAACAUUCGUAAACAAGGCCCGACUGCAUAAGUCACCAUUCGCGUCGCUGCAGCCAGCUGUGGCCUCUGAUACUUUGGUUCAGGACCUGAAGUGGAACCCCGCUCAGCCUUCAAUGUUGGCCGCCUGCUUGUCUGACGGCAGCAUGAUGAUUCUUGAGGUCACAGACAAUGUCAAGAUGACAGCCCAGCUACCUGCUACCAGCGGGAUCACCUGCAUUGGCUGGAGUCCAAAAGGAAAACAGGUCGCUGUGGGAAAGAUGAAUGCAACAGUCUGUCAGUAUACACCAGCUCUUGAAGAAAAGAAAGUCAUCCCAUGUCCGCCUUUCUACACCUCUGAUGACCCAGUCAAAGCUCUGGACGUGCUGUGGCUGAGAACACCUGUGUUCGCUGUGGCCUAUGCUGCGGCAGACGGGAGUCUUGAGACCCCCCCUGAGCUGGUGCUGAUCUCCCUCCCUAAAAAGGAUGAGAAGGUGGAGCCCAAGUAUCUGAACUUCGGUGAGAGUGUUUAUGGCAGCUGUACAGAGCGACAGCAUCACUACUUCCUCAGUCACAUAGAAGACUGGGGUCUUGUUUUAGCUGCAUCAGCAGCGUCUAUUGAGGUCAGCGUCACUGCAAGACAGGAUGACAAGAUGUGGGAGGUUUGGCUCCUAGAAGAUGCUAGUAGAGCAGAACUUCCAGUGACAGAGACAAAUGACGACACUCUGCCCCUUGGCUUAGCUAUAGACUACACAAGCCAGCAAGAGAUCCAAAUCAGUGAGGAGAAGACCUUGCCUCCAGCCCCCACAAUGCUAAUGCUGUCCACAGAGGGACUAAUUUGCCCGUUUGCUCUUCUCAACCUGAAUCCUGGGGUCAAGCAGCUUGUCUCACCACCUGCUACCAUCGCCCUGGAAGGAGAGAGACAGCCACAGCCAGGUUCCUUUGCUGCCCAACCCGCCAAACCCGCUCCCUCGGUCGUCUCUGCUGCUGCAUCUUUCCCAAACAUCGCUCCUACAUCGCUCUCUUCCUCUUCAUCUGCUCCUCCUGCCGCCCCUUCCUCCUCCGUCCCAUUCAGCUUUGUCGCUGCGACUCCCGUUUCCUCGUCUUCGUCGGGAUUUUCCUUCACGGUUCCGACCACUUAUUCCACCACCUCGACCACACCGGCGUUCUCCAUCGGGGGUUCUGGACCUUUUGGCUCAGCAUCCUCAAGCUUUUCUUUUGCUUCCAAGCCCCCCUCUGAAACUCCCUCUGCUCCUUCAGCGUUUUCAUUCAGCAGCCCCUCCAUUAAGCCCGCAGCAGUACCAGCCCUGACUCCGACUCCGACUCCAGCGCCAACCCCUCAGAGCCUCCCCCCUGCCUCCCUUCCUACUGUCAAAUUAAAUCUAAACGACAGAUUUUCAUCAGUGGAGAGUCCAGCACCGAAUUUCUCCUUUAAUUCCUCGCUGCCCAAAGUGUCUGUUUCCAGUGCCGGGACAGCAGGCACCCUUUCACUGCCAGCCACUAAGCCUCCAGUUGUAUUAACCCCAGUGCGCCCAGUUCAGACGGGCACACCUCCCACCGCUGUCCAGAAACCCGCUCCCGCUACGGGUCGGGCCCAACCUCCCCAGGCAACUGUUAGCAUGAAGAGCCUGGAGAAACAGCUACAGCAGAAGAAGGAGUCUGAUCCUAUUAUGACUGGUAUUCUGGAGGAGAUUGCACACUUUCAGAUGGAGUUGGAUGACCUUAAGGCACGCAGCGCCAAGGCCGACUUUAAGGUUGGUACUAACGACGAGAUGAAGGAGCUGAGAAAGGAGUCGGAGGACCUCCACAUCUUCACCCUGGAAAUAAAGGAAACUACAGAGUCUCUCCACGGGGACAUUGGCACCCUGAAGACCACUUUACUGGAGGGUUUUGCCGGGGCGGAGGAAGCCAAAACGCAGAGCGAGCUGAGCAAAGACAAAAACUACAGGCAGCUGCUGUACAAAAAACCCCUGGAUCCUCGCAGCGAAGCACAGCUCAAGGAGAUCCGUAGACUUUACCAGUACGUCACAUUUGCUGUGGAAGAUGUUAAUGACGUGUUGGAUGUGGAAUGGGAAAAACACAUGGAGAAGAAGAAGAAGCAGAAACACAUGGUUGUUCCCGGGCGUGAGGGCCUGUUCGCCACACUGACCAACAACCUGUGCAUCAUCAACCAGCAAAAGAACCGACUGGACCAGCUUAUCCGCGAACUCACGUCUCUGCGCCUUUACAGUAAAAAUGCAGCGCCUGCUAUUAACCAGAACGUUACAACUGGAACUACAGAUGGUUUGGAAAGUGAGCUUGAGAGUUUAAAGGAUGCCCUCCUGAAAGCCAGGCUGGAUGUCACUCCUCCUAAGGCCAAAGCCAAAUCUCCAGCCGCCAAGAUAUCACCAGUUAAACAGUCUCAACUUCGCAAUUUCCUCUCAAAGGGACAGAUGCCUCCUGUGCGCUCGACUGCACCAGCCAAUCUGUCUCGCUCCGCGUUCCUUUCCCCGAAAUACUACGAGGACCUGGAUGACGCCAGCUCCAAGUCGUCCCUGUCCCAGUCCUUGGAGCCUCACCCAUCUCACUUGGACCAGGAAGAGGAAGAACUACAGCCUCUACAGCUCCCAACCGUGACAGCGCUAGCCACUCCUCGCCACCCCACAGUUGUGAGGACCCCGUCUAUCCAACCAGGCUUUGGAGGCAUUCAGUCCACCCCUCUACCUAAAAUCCACUCGGCACCAACUCUGGGAUUUGGACUCAGCCCUAUUCCCAGUCCUGUUCCAACCAAUAAGAUCAAUCUCAGCGGGGCUGAAAGCACUGCUCUUGCCACAAAGACGGUAAAACAUGGCGCUCCUCCGACAGAGAGAACCGUUGCUGUCAUGUCUGCCCAGCAGGCUGCAGCCAAUGCAGCUAUGCGCCGACAAAUGGCAACUCAGAAGCCAGCUCCCGUUAGCGGUUCGUUGACAGAGUCCACCUUAAAGACCGUCCCUCAGGUGGUCAAUGUUCAGGAGCUGAAGGAAAAGGGGCCGCCUGUUCCCGUUUCUUCUGUCAUCAGCUCCUCGGUACCGGAUCUCACAAAUCAGGCUUUUACCAGCCAGGUCAAACGAACGACCACCCCAAAGAUCCCAACAAUGUCUACUGAAAGUACAUCCGGUCUGCAGCAAGGCUUUGUUUUUAGUCCCCCAUCCAAAACAGAUGUUUCUGUGGUUCGUACCGGUUCUGUGGAGCAAAGCAACAACAAGCCAUUCUCCUUCACACCAGGGUCAACGGGUUUUAGUUUUGCUUCUGUCUCGGAAGAAGCCGGAAUGCCAAAAGCAGUUAAGGACGUCAGUAAAUUCUCUUUUGGCGGAAAUGGCAAGGUGUUGUUUGGUCAGACAGCAGAGGAGCCGUUCUCUCUAACCCCGAAGUCCGCGGCCUCUGGUAUUGCCACCGGGUCUCCGCAGCUGACUCUAAGCACGUCGGGGGAAGCAGCCAAACACAGCUCCCUCUCCACAGCCUUCAGGACUGAGCCGCAGCCGCCGCCCAAGACCGCUGGAGGAGAAACUCUCGGCAGUUUCUCUGGACUGCGCGUCUGCCAAGGAGAAGAAGUCAAAGACCCUGUAACGAAGCCGGCGGCUGCAUUUACCUUUGGAGAGGCAGGGCUUGGCAUUGGCAAGGGAGUACAAUCCUUCAGCUUUGGGUCAGGUCUCCAAAAGCCUUCUGAAGAUUCUGCAGCCACAGAUUUGUCUAAGGGAGCUUCAUCGAGCAGUUUGUUCAAGCCUCCUGAGACAAACGCCAAGCCGGCCUUCUCUCUCCCCCCGUCCAGCGCCGCACCCUCAGCUUUGCCGACAUCUUUCAGUAGCCUUCUUGUAGGUUCCUCAGAGGAAUCAAAAGCUCCCCCACAGCUCCCAGAAGCUACCCCACCCAACGAAAAAGAACCAGCCGCUGCUGAACCAGCUGGGGAAAGCGCCAGUCCGUCUCUGGCUCCUGAGCCCGCACUGGAUUCUUCAUCCACUCCAAAGGUCACACCCGCACCCCCUUCGGUGACGCCUGCCGCUACCCAAGAUCUUCCUUCUACCGGUGUCGCACCUGCUGAAGCAACCCCUCCACCGACGUCCAGCGGGCCUUCCACGACAGAAGCCACCCCAGACCCCCUACCCGCUCCUCCGGUUGUUUCCACUCCAGCCGCUCCCAACGCCGCCGCCGCCGCCUCCCAGGGACCCCCGCCAGCGUUCCAGGUGCCAUCUUCUGAAAAACCAGGCUCCAUUUUUACGCAGCCCGCCCCAGCAACGACCGACAGCAGCUCCAUUGGCGCCAUACCAGUUAUCAACACAGUUGCUCCCACCACCACCACCCCUGCAACCGUUACCACCGCACCGACCACCGCCGCCAACGCUGUGUUCGGGCAACCCGCGGCGCCGCUCGCCUCCUCAGCCCCCACAGCACCAGGAUUUGGCUCGCCCGGGUUUGGUACUGCCGCCGGAGCAGGCUUUAACAAAUCCGUGUUCGGCCAGAUGGGUGGCUUUGGCCAACCUGCUAGCAGCGCCGGGUCAUCCAGCGGCUUUUCUUUUACCCAGUCGGCAUUUGGAGCAAAUCCUAGCAGUGCAACAACCGGGGGAGCAAGUCUUUUCGGGGCGUCUACUGCCAGCAGUGCUAGUUCGUUCUCAUUUGGCGGUGGGAGCGCCAACACAGCCAGCUGCACCGGGUCGGGGCUGUUCGGACAGAGCACGCCUCCCACGUUCGGUCAGAGCGCCGGAUUUGGGUCGCCAUCGGUGUUUGGCAGCAACACCACCACAUCCUCGUCUUCAGGAUUCAGCUUUGGUCAGCCUUCAGGAUUUGGUUGCUCCACUGCCGCCCCUGUAUUUGGCCAACAGUCUUCAAGCGGCAGUGUGUUUGGACAGUCAUCAUCCGGCACUGGGUUGUUUGGCUCAAACACAGCCAACACAGCAGGUUCAUCCUCUGGAGGAUUCUUCAGCGGUCUCGGGGGCAAACCAAGCGAGGAUGCGACCAACAAGAACCCGUUCGGUACCACUGUUUCAACUGGAGGGUUUGGACAGGCCGCUCAGCCUGGCUCCACCAGUCUCUUUGGGAAUAGUGGUGCGAAGACCUUUGGGUUCAACCAGUCCGCCUUUGGGGAGCAGAAACCCAGCGGGACCUUCACCACCGGUGCAGGGAGUGUUGCAGCCCAGGGCUUCGGCUCCUUCUCUUCACCAACAAAGCCAGGUGGCUUUGGCAGCGCUCCGGUGUUCGGGAGUCCCCCUUCCUUUGGUGGUUCCCCAGCGUUUGGUGGCACGGCAUCGUUUGGCUCCACCGCCUCCUUCAGCAGUCCCAUGACCUCCUCCACCGGUAAAGUGUUCGGAGAGGGAACAGCUGCUGCAAACAUGGGAGGAUUUGGGUUCUCUUCACCUCCCAGUGGCCCUUCCUUUGGCGCUCUGGCCACUCAGGCUGCUCCUACAUUUGGGAGCUUGGCCCAGCAGGGCUCUGCAUUUGGAAGUCAGCCCAGCAGCUUCUCAGGCUUUGGACAGCAGCCACAGACUGGAGGAUUCGCGGGGAACACAUUCGGCUCUGCAAGCCAGUCAAGCUCUCAAACAUUUUCCAGCUGGAGAAGCUAGUGUUCCUUAAAACUUGGAGAGAAACUGGACGACGUUUCAGUAACGAUCUGUUCUGUACGCCACAAUUUCUUUUUUUUUUACAGAAAUAAAAUUUAACUUUUAUAGAGAGCAGCUGAUUAUCUAGAUGUGCUACGUUUCUGUAAAGCACUUUGUGAACUCGGUUUAUUCAUAGGACGGCAGAGUUUGUACAAGCAGAAGAGACUAUGUACGAUACGUUGCUCAGAGAAUUACUGCUUUUAACAUUUUCUGUGGCUAAUUUUAAGAUAUUUUUGUACUCAAACAAAUACAGUAGUAGAAAAACAUCCAAGCUUUACUUGUGAAUAUGUUGAAUUUCAGUGAUGUGAACACAACUGUUUGCAACAUUUCAGGAAUCAACCGGAACAGCCUUCAGCUUGAUAUUCUUUGAGUUACGGCAUUGAUGGGUCUUUUUAAAUUAGGUGGGUCUUAUUAAAGUCAAGCAAGACACUUUUCUUUUCUUUUUCUUUUUUUUUUUUUUCUUUAGAACAAGGACAAAAAUUGUCCGUCAAUCUGUUUUUGCUAACAUCUCCCGUUGAUGUAUUUUUUUACAUGGAAAAGGAAAAAUAAACUUGUUUAAAUAAUUUGAAUUUCUUUACAUUAUUUAAAAAAACAAAAACAAAUCGGGACUCAAGGCUAAAAGUUGUUUCAUGAGGUUUACAUAAAAUGGUCAUUUUCAGGGUUCCUAUACAGUCUGGGAAAAGUAUAGAUUGAAGGAUAUUUCUAGAUAUGGUUAAAAGUAAGAGAAGGAAAAAAACAUUCAAUCCUUAUUUUAAUUUUUGCUAAUUUUUUUUCCACAUUCAAAUUUGAACUUUGCAGAAAUAUAUUUUGUAAAUUCAUAAAUUAAAAGAUGUACUUGAAAGAUUAAAAAAGGUUACAUUUUGGCAUGUAUAGUUUAAAAACUUGCUAACUGAAAUAUUUAAUUCAGAAUAAAUGUGUAGGAGCCCUGCAUUUACCUUCUACCAAAUCCUGUGAAAUAUUAUCUAAGGUAUGAAGACUAUUUAUUUUGACCUGUAAAUUUAAGUGUAAACCAAAUCUGUGCAAGUCUUCUUGAAUAAAACAGCUUUUAGAAUAAAAUCUCUGUGGGCAA
This is a messenger RNA of Fundulus heteroclitus (mummichog), 7174 nucleotides long. It is a transcript of the gene nup214, whose product is annotated as nucleoporin 214. Lineage: Eukaryota; Metazoa; Chordata; Actinopteri; Cyprinodontiformes; Fundulidae. The coding region runs from base 145 to 6069 and encodes 1974 amino acids. The transcript has 36 exons. Gene Ontology annotation, cellular component: nuclear pore. Gene Ontology annotation, biological process: protein import into nucleus; RNA export from nucleus. Gene Ontology annotation, molecular function: structural constituent of nuclear pore; protein binding. The record is from RefSeq and is a predicted model, not a curated record.